Manihot esculenta (cassava) is the source of this 1303-nucleotide messenger RNA. RefSeq lists its product as uncharacterized. Lineage: Eukaryota; Viridiplantae; Streptophyta; Magnoliopsida; Malpighiales; Euphorbiaceae. The record is from RefSeq and is a predicted model, not a curated record. The coding region runs from base 70 to 1179 and encodes 369 amino acids. The transcript is spliced from 3 exons.
ACCCACUUGGAAACUUUUGUCUCUCUAUUUAUAGCUGUCUUUCUAGUUGCUUCUUCCCAAGCAAUCACAAUGGUUCUGUUUCUCUCUCUCAUCUUAUCACUCAUUCUCUCUUUCUGCCAUGCCUCAUCUUCUGCUGCUAUUCCUCUUCAGCACCUUGAUGGACUUGUGCAGAAUGGAGACUUUGAAGAGGCACCAGCAAGAUCAAAUCUCAAGAAGACAGUAAUCACAGGGAAGUAUUCACUUCCCAAGUGGGAAAUCAAUGGCAUAGUGGAGUACGUUUCAGGUGGGCCACAGCCAGGUGGCUUUUAUCUAGCCAUUCCACGUGGGGUCCAUGCAGUGAGAUUAGGAAAUGAGGCUUCAAUUUCUCAGAAUUUGAGUUUGAAGCCAGGCUCAGUCUAUUCAAUCACAUUUGGGGCCACUAGGACCUGUGCCCAAGAUGAAGUAUUAAGAGUCUCAGUCCCUGGACAGUCAAGUGAUCUCCCACUUCAAACACUUUACAGCAGUGAUGGUGGUGAUACUUAUGCCUUGGCUUUCAAAGCUGUUUCUCAAGUUGUUAAGCUCACAUUUCACAAUCCUGGAAUUCAAGAGGAUCCCACUUGUGGCCCUCUGGUUGAUGCUGUUGCUAUCAAGGAGAUUUUACCUCCCAGAUACACCAAAGGUAACCUGGUGAAGAAUGGUGGGUUUGAAACAGGACCUCAUGUGUUCAACAACUUCUCAACAGGAGUCCUCCUACCUCCAAAGCAAAAAGAUCUAAUUUCACCACUUCCAGGGUGGAUCAUUGAAUCCCUAAAACCAGUAAAAUACAUUGACAGGAAACAUUUCUUUGUGCCAUCAGGAUUUGCUGCAAUUGAAUUAGUAGCAGGAAGAGAGAGUGCCAUAGCACAAGUAAUCAGAACAGUUCCAAACAAGUCCUACAAUCUCACAUUCACCAUUGGAGAUGCCAAAAAUGGCUGCCAUGGAUCUAUGAUGGUUGAGGCAUUUGCUGCUAAAGAAACACUGAAGCUUCCAUUUGAAUCACAGGGAAAGGGAGGAUUUAAGACAGCAAGUCUCAAGUUCCAGGCAAUUGAUUCCAGGACAAGGAUUACAUUUUACAGUGCUUAUUAUCAUACAAAGUUGAAAGAUUAUGGUCAUAUGUGUGGUCCUGUUUUGGAUGAUGUUAGUGUUGUUGCUAUUUCUUAAUUAAUCAGUUAUAGCUAGUAAAAUUUAUUACAGGGUAAUUUUUGAGUUCAUGAAGAAAUGGGUUUUUUGUUAUGUUGUUGAAAUGAAGUUGUAAUAGUGAAAUUAUGGGUUUUUUGAGGUUCAA